AUGGCCCAAAGGCCCAACGGAAUGAUCCAUGAGUCCGUUUUUGUGAUACAGCGCCUUCAUCUUACUUCAACGCGACUCAUCUCUCCGUCGCGGAUCCACUCUUUCGAUUCCAGCCAUCGUCAUCAUCUCCUCCGGCGAAACAGCGCCGCAGAUCCAGGCUUCAAUGCCUCCACCUUCAUCACUCGCGCCAUGAGCAUCAACGAUUCUUUCUUCUCCGCGUGUUUUCCGCUCACAACAACGUCUCACCAUCUCGCGUCGUUCCUCACCACCGAUUCUUUUUCAUUUCGCUUCAAACGCGAUUCAUCAUUCACGGCUACAUCUCAUCUCAACCAGUUCGCGAAUUCGACCUUCGCUCCAUCAGCUCUUCGAUUCCGUUCCGAGUUAUAUUUCAGCGUGGAGGCCAAGAAGUUUCAGAGAAUUUUAGAGAGAACUUUGAAGCUUCUCUGA
Messenger RNA from Vicia faba (fava bean), 447 nucleotides. The record is from the annotation of a GenBank genome assembly. Lineage: Eukaryota; Viridiplantae; Streptophyta; Magnoliopsida; Fabales; Fabaceae.